This is a messenger RNA of Oryza sativa Japonica Group (Japanese rice), 3084 nucleotides long. Its product is annotated as serine carboxypeptidase 1. Gene Ontology annotation, molecular function: serine-type carboxypeptidase activity. Gene Ontology annotation, biological process: proteolysis. Lineage: Eukaryota; Viridiplantae; Streptophyta; Magnoliopsida; Poales; Poaceae. The record is from RefSeq and is a predicted model, not a curated record. Gene Ontology annotation, cellular component: vacuole.
AUCACAUUAUCCGUCCUAAUCAUCAUCCUCCUAGCACUAGGCGCAUCAGUCACAGACGCGUCGUCCCAUUCCCAGGAGGAUCAGCUCAUCAAGUUCAUGGAGUCCAGGGCCUUGAAGAGGCUCAGAAACAGGCCCAACAAAAACGGGCCUGGAGAAGACGACCAAUGGGCCGAUCCCGGCAGAUUCAGCCACCUGGCGACGCGCAGCGUCAGCUCACCGGAGAGCACCAAGGAGGACGACAGGAUCGCCGCGCUGCCCGGCCAGCCUUGCGGCGUCAACUUCGCGCAGUUCGCCGGCUACGUGACGGUGGACAGGAAGAACGGCCGUGAGCUGUUCUACUACUUCGUCGAGUCCCCCUACGACGCCUCCACCAAACCUCUCAUCCUCUGGCUCAACGGAGGGCCUGGUUGCUCGUCGCUCGGGUUCGGCGCGAUGAAGGAGCUUGGUCCUUUCCGGGUUAACCCCGAUGGCAAGACGCUAAGCAGGAACAAGCAUGCUUGGAACAACGUGGCUAACGUGAUCUUCCUUGAGUCGCCGGCGGGUGUUGGGUUCUCCUACUCGAUGAACUCCUCCGACUACAGUGACGUAGGUGACCAAAUAACGGCGGAGGACACAUAUGUUUUCCUGCUCAACUGGUUUAAUCGGUUCCCGGAGUACAAGGGCCGUGACUUCUACAUCGCCGGUGAGAGUUAUGGCGGCCACUACGUCCCGCAGAUCGCCACCAUUGUCACGUUUAUCAACCAUCUCUUUGACGGCAAUACCCCCUUCAACCUCCGUGGCAUCUUUGUUGGCAAUCCGCUGCUUGAUGAGUACAAGAACGGGGAGGGUAACCUGGAGUUCCUGUGGAGCCACGGCGUGAUCUCCGACGAGGUCUGGGGCAAGAUCCUCGCCAACUGCACCUUCACCUCCUCCGACGACUGGCCGUGCUUCGUGGCGGCGCACUCGUUCCAGAGAGUGAACAUAGAUCGCUACAACAUCUACGCUCCGGUCUGCCUCCACGAGCAAGAUGGAACCUUUCGAUCCAGCGGCUAUUUACCUGGCUAUGAUCCGUGCAUCGACUACUACAUCCCUCGUUACCUCAACAAUCCCGAUGUGCAAAAAGCAUUGCACGCACGAGCUGACACGAACUGGUCAGGUUGCAAUCUAGACUUGGCCUGGAACGAUUCCCCUGAUUCCAUGGUGCGAACCAUCAAAAGGCUGGUGGAAAAUGGAUUAAGUGUAUGGAUUUAUAGUGGUGAUAUGGAUUCAAUAUGCUCACUUACUGCGACAAGGUACUCCGUCAAGGACCUUAAUCUGACUAUCACGCAUAAGUGGCGUCCUUGGUACACACCUGAUAAUGAGGUUGGAGGCUAUGUUCAGCAGUACGAAGGAGGAUUCACGCUAGCAUCAGUGAGGGGAGCUGGACAUCUGGUUCCAUCUUUCCAGCCUAAGAGAUCACUUGUUCUCCUCUACUCUUUCCUGAAGGGCAUGCUCCCACCUGCUGAUAUCCCGAAGAUGAUGAGCAACACACUAUCCUUUAGCUUCGUUCUCAUCAUUUGCGUGGCAGCAUUGCACGCAAAUGGAUCGCCAGAAGAGGCCAGAUUCAGAGAGUUCGUGCGAUCCAGAAGGAGCAGCACUGUUACUGUCAGUGGCAGCAAUGGCUACAGUGCACAUGAGCCAGGAGCAAGAGUUAGCAGUAGACUCAAAGAAGAGUACUCUGUCUCCGACCAGAGCAAUCUGAAGGCCGCCGAUAAGAUCACGGCGCUGCCUGGCCAGCCCAAGGGCGUCGGCUUCAAUCAGUACGGCGGGUACGUGACCGUCGACGAGAUGAACGGCCGUGCUCUCUUCUACUACUUCGUCGAGGCGACGACUGACGCCGCGGCAAAGCCACUCCUCCUGUGGCUCAAUGGAGGUCCCGGGUGCUCGUCAGUUGGCUAUGGAGCAAUGAUAGAACUUGGUCCAUUCAGGAUAAACAGCGACAAUAAAACACUCAGCAGAAAUGAGUACGCCUGGAACAAUGUGGCUAAUGUGCUCUUCCUGGAAUCGCCUGCUGGUGUGGGAUUUUCUUACUCCAACACAUCUUCUGACUACGACAAGAGCGGCGACCAAAGAACAGCCAAUGACUCGUACAUCUUCCUAGUCAAUUGGCUUGAGAGGUUCCCGGAGUACAAAGGACGUGCCUUCUACAUCUCUGGCGAGAGCUAUGCUGGACACUACGCUCCACAGCUUGCAGCCACCAUCCUGACUCACAACAUGGAGAGCAAGAGAAUGAUCAUAAACCUACAGGGUAUACUGGUUGGCAACCCUUGCCUUGACGAGUUCAAGAACCUGAAGGGGCAAAUUGACUACUUGUGGAGUCAUGGGGUGAUAUCAGAUGAGGUGCUGGCCAACAUCACCAAGAACUGCAGGUUCAGUCCGUCAGACGGUAAAGCAUGCUCUGAUGCUAUGGACGCAUUUGAUUCUGGUAACACCGAUCCCUACGACAUAUACGGACCGGUUUGCAUCAACGCACCCGACGGAAAAUUCUUCCCCAGCCGCAUUGUGCCAGGCUAUGAUCCAUGCAGCAACUACUACAUCCACGCUUACCUUAACAAUCCCGUGGUACAGAAGGCUCUCCAUGCUAGAGUGACAACGUGGUUAGGCUGCAAAAACUUGCACUGGAAAGAUGCACCAGUGUCCAUGGUGCCAACGCUCAAAUGGUUGAUGGAACACGGAUUGCCAGUGUGGUUGUAUAGCGGCGACCUCGACUCCGUGUGCCCGCUCACAGCCACGAGGUACUCCGUCGGUGACCUCGGCCUCGCCGUCACUGAACCAUGGCGCCCAUGGACAGCAAACAGAGAGGUUGGAGGGUAUGUUCAGCAAUACACGGGUGGGCUAGUGUUCAUCUCCGUAAGGGGAGCUGGCCAUCAGGUCCCUUACUUCCAGCCUGAGAAAGCACUCAUCGUUGUCAGCUCCUUCCUGAGGGGAGCACUCCCGCCUUAUGUCAAACAGCAGUAAAUUUUUGUCGUGUGAUGUAUGCAGCAUUCCUGUAUGAAAUACGUGAAUCCAAAAUGUUGAUUCUUCUUGCCUGAAAACAGUUUCAGGACUAUUGAGUCUUGAUGAAAG